CGCGCGCGCCCCGCACUCGCGCGCGCGCGCACGCCACAGCCGUGGAGCCACACGUCUUCUUCGUCUUGCUCGACGUCUUCCCUCUUUGGCGGCCACAUGUCAACAGGAAGGCAGCUGUUGUCCGUCGACUUUGAAGUCUUCGGACGUGUUCAAGGCGUUUGCUUCAGAAUGUACACGGAGCAGGAGGCGGCGCGGGUGGGCGUGACUGGCUGGGUGAAGAACACCGGCGGCGGGACGGUGGUCGGCCAGCUGCAAGGGCCCGCGGACGCCGUGGAGCACAUGAAGACGUGGCUGAGCAAGAAGGGCAGCCCGAGCAGUCACAUCACGAGGACGUCGUUCAGUAACGAGCGGACGCUGGCGGCCUUGGAGAUGAGCGGCUUCAGCACUCGCUUCUGACAAGCGAUCGCCACCUUGAGUGACAGGUGGCCUCCCAUUUGCUCCAUGCGCGUCUCCUCGUCUUCUCGUUUGUCUUCUCGCUUUAAUUACUUUGCCACCAAUCAAGCGUGCCAUUAAAGAACGAGCAAA
Hippocampus zosterae (dwarf seahorse) is the source of this 525-nucleotide messenger RNA. Its product is annotated as acylphosphatase-2-like. Gene Ontology annotation, molecular function: acylphosphatase activity. The record is from RefSeq and is a predicted model, not a curated record. The transcript has 4 exons. NCBI's taxonomy places the organism in Eukaryota, Metazoa, Chordata, Actinopteri, Syngnathiformes, Syngnathidae. Bases 97 to 396 code for a protein of 99 amino acids.